GUUGAUCCUUACCUGCCCUAUGAGUAUACAUCUGAAGGGAUGCUGGAGCGAAUCCAUGCCUACAUUCAGUACCAGGACUUCUGUGCCACAGUUGCCCUGCCAGACAAGUCCAAUGGCUACACUAUGCAAAGCUCCACAAGCCCGUUCAGCCUGCAAACCAACGCCACUUCCCUGGUGUGGUCCCGCAAUGCCAGCAGCAGCCCUACCACCUGGCCCCCGGUCCACUCAAUGCAGGUGUGGUUAUCAGACAUCGGUCAGGCAUGCACCAGCACUUGUCAACAGCAUGGCUUGGUCUGUGAGCCGGAGUUUUUCAAGUUCAUCAACAAGAAGGAGGUCUUUCAGCAGCUCAAUAUUGUCUGUGACAACACCGAGUCAGAGAUGAAUCACCUCUAUCCAGCAGUGGCUGAAAACGUCGGGGAGUGCUACCUUCAGAAGGAACCACUCUUGUUCAGCUGCGCAGGAUGCAGUACCAAGUACCAGCGCCUCUGUCCAUGCCGUGAUUACAGGAAAGGACAAGUGGCCCUGUGCCAGGAUUGUUUGUGACUCCAACAAGACACGUGCAUGGUCACAUACCACAUGCAAUGAAUAACUAUUUUCUUUAUUUCGGUUUCAUCAAAGCUUCUGCAAUACUCAAGAAGGCUCCAGAUGGGACCGUCUACUUGGAAGCUUCUGAAAAUUCUUGGAUGUCAAUGAGACUUCAUUGGUUGUUUUGUCUACCAAUCUGGGGUGAAUGACCCUUUUCCAAUAUUCCUUUAAGACAUAUCUCCUAACGUAUCUAAGACCACUGGAGCCCUUGAAGAGGCUUGGAAGGAUUUUAUUGAAAAUCUUUUUGAAGGACAAGAAGGCCUGACUUCAGGAUUUCAUCUUCCUUAAGCAUCUUUAUUUAUUUUUUAUGGGGGGAGAGAUUGAAAUUAAAGUGGAAAAAAAGGAAGAAACGGUCUCU
This is a messenger RNA of Pogona vitticeps (central bearded dragon), 943 nucleotides long. The record is from RefSeq and is a predicted model, not a curated record. Lineage: Eukaryota; Metazoa; Chordata; Lepidosauria; Squamata; Agamidae.